UUAGAGCUGCAGGAUAACGAAGGGUUAACGAGGAUUAAUGUGUGAGGCUGAAGGAAGAUUUAAUGUCAGAGCAACAGAGAAACGAUCAGAAGAGUUAUGACCUGAAAACACACAGUCAGCUGUUUUCUAUCAGACAGUUCAUCUGAACUGAAGCUCAGACAUUUACCCUGUCAUCUGAUCUUUAAAGACUCUUUCUCUGAAGAAUUUACUUUGUUGAUGUACAAUGUUCCUUUAAUCUGACAGGACUCACCUGAGAUCAAUCAGCCAAUCACCUGUGGCUGCCAUCUUUGUUUGGGUCACGUGAUGGGGACAUACCUGGUGAAAAAUCAAACUGUUGCCAUGGCAGCACUCAGCAGUUUGACUGAACUAUCUCAACAAAAUCAAGGUCCAUUUACUCGCUUGUUCUGUGGAGCUUUCAGUGGUAUCUCAUGGUCCUCAUCAGCAGUUCAGAGUCUACAGCUCAAAACACCACCUGCUGAUGAAGACCAUGUGAUAUGACUGAAAGCUCCAGGACAGGUGAGUCAGGAGACCUGACCUGACCGGUGGCUGUAAAAUCUUCAGGUGUUUUAAUAUGAUAACAAGAAAAACAAGUUAAGAUGUUUGUUUGUUUGUUUGUUUGUUGUUGUUGUCAGUGCUGCUGUGCGUGGCAUUGGUGUCGGUCUCGGCCUUCGUGGAGGAGCUGGACGACUCAUUCAUGGAGACGAGAGGAGCCGACGACAUCUGGCUCAUUAAAGUAAGAAAACUUUAUUUAUAAAUGACAGGAGUGUGUAGUGUGUGUUGUAUGAAGGGUGUGUAUUGUGUACUGUUGUGUGACGUUGUUGUGUUGCAGUUCUAUGCCCCCUGGUGUACCUUCUGUAAACAGCUGGAUCCAGUUUGGCAUCAGAUCGGAUCAGAACUGAAGAGUCUUGGUUCUCCAGUCAACGUCGGCAAAUCAGACGCCACCACCAACACCGGUUUGGCAAAAGAGUUCAGGGUCAGAGGUUAUCCAGCCAUCCUCAUGUUGAAGAAAGGUGUGAAAUAUAAUUAUUCAGGACCAAGAACCAAAGAUGGAAUCAUGGACUUCGCUCAUCGAGUGGGAGGGCCGUUGAUUCGAUCUCUCAGCUCUCUGCAGCUUUUCCAACACGCCAUGAACCGCCAUGAUGUCAUGUUUGUUUAUGUUGGAGCCACAUCACAGCUGAAGGGAAACUACGCGUCUGCAGCCGAGGAACUGAUCGUCCACACCUACUUCUUCUCUGCGACCAGAGACGUCCUGCCAAAGGCCGUGGCUCUGCCCUCUCUGCCGGCUGUGGUGGUUUUUAAAGAUGGGACCUACUUCACCUACAAUGAGGAAAGUGACGGUGAACUGAAGUCGUGGAUCAACCGAGAACGUUUCCCAAUGUACUUCAAGAUCGACAGCUACACUCUGUAUGCCAUGGGAGAGUCAGGUAAACUGGUGGUGUUGGCGCUGGUGAAGGAGAAGGACCUGUGUGAGGAAAGUCUGAGGUAUAAAAGUCUGGUGGAGAAAGUGGCCGUGGACCACAGAGAGACCUACAGCAGAAACUUCUACUUUGGCUUCAUGGAGGGCAGCGACUACAUCAACGGACUGGUGAUGGGAGAGGUCAUCGUACCUUCCCUCAUCGUCAUUAAUCUGUCCAAUGAUGGCUACUUCCUGCCACCUGGCGCUGUGGAGACAGAGCGCCACCUGCUGGACUUCCUGAACGGGGUUCUGGACGGCAGCGUCCAGUGUCACGGAGGAAACAGCGCCACCCAGCGCAUUAGACGUUUCAUUUAUGACGCAAAAGUCACGCUGACGCCCGUGUUUAGCCAGGCUCCGCUGCUCGGCUGCUUCCUGGUUGGCUUCCCGUUCACCAUCCUCGCCAUCUUCUGUUACCUCUGCUGUAAAGCCCGAUCCAAUGUGAGCGAUGAUGACACCGACAAUGUCGUACUAUUAGCUUCAUCACAACAACACCGCAAAAAAACGACCAACAAGAAGUCUGACUGAUGAGGAGGACGGAGGAGGACCAGUACGACCAGAAUGACCAGGCUAAUCCAGACCUAUCCAGACCCAGAAAACUUUACUGUCACCUGUGUCUGAGUCUCUGUCAAAAUAAAACUGUUCACACACCCUCA
Lates calcarifer (barramundi perch) is the source of this 2109-nucleotide messenger RNA. RefSeq names its product protein disulfide-isomerase TMX3. Gene Ontology annotation, cellular component: endoplasmic reticulum. The transcript has 14 exons. The record is from RefSeq and is a predicted model, not a curated record. Bases 755 to 1981 code for a protein of 408 amino acids. Gene Ontology annotation, molecular function: protein disulfide isomerase activity. Gene Ontology annotation, biological process: peptidyl-cysteine oxidation. NCBI's taxonomy places the organism in Eukaryota, Metazoa, Chordata, Actinopteri, Centropomidae.